Dreissena polymorpha is the source of this 1917-nucleotide messenger RNA. RefSeq names its product cysteinyl leukotriene receptor 2-like. Lineage: Eukaryota; Metazoa; Mollusca; Bivalvia; Myida; Dreissenidae. The coding region runs from base 265 to 1404 and encodes 379 amino acids. Gene Ontology annotation, cellular component: plasma membrane. Gene Ontology annotation, biological process: G protein-coupled receptor signaling pathway. Gene Ontology annotation, molecular function: G protein-coupled receptor activity. The transcript is spliced from 2 exons. The record is from RefSeq and is a predicted model, not a curated record.
UCUCCUUCCAUAGCAGCUUGCUAUUGGCAUACGAGCGUCUGUUCAAUAGUUGGGGAUGUAAAAACCUAGUGGAAGUUGGUGGGCAUGUGGAAGCUCUUAACUAGUCGUUAAUAGUUACAUUAGAAAUUUACAUUUGUAUAACUCGGAGAAGUAUUGAGGAAUCGGUGUCCUGGAGGCGAAAAUCAAAAUCCGUCGUUGUUAUCAUCUGUACAUCCAGUAGCAGCUCACUUAGCAAGAUCUAGUGACGUAUUUAAAAGAUGCAAAAUGAGUUUACUAAGAAUGGAUUAUUUUUUUAACGACAAUAUCAGUGCUUCAAAUGGUUCAUAUAAUCAAGUGUAUGAUUUAUAUUUGGAAGGUUUCGCAAGGAAAAGUGUCAUGUUGGUAUUUGGGAUUGACUUCUAUUCAUACGUUACUCCUAUUAUUCUGUUGGUGGGACUUUGUGGUAAUUCUUUAUCACUGUGUGUGUUUUUCUCGAAGAAAAUGAGAGGCAUGUCAGCUAGCAGAUAUUUAGCGGCAUUGUCAAUAUCCGACUUGAUGACAUUGAUAGUGUACGUGCUGAGUGAAUGGUUACGACGUGGAUUACCUACGAUAGCUCGUGGCUAUUACGUGUCGUUCUUCGACAGGCCAGUGGUGUGCCAAGUGUGGCUUUAUUGCAGUUACAUGUCGCGGCUCGUUUCAGCUUGGCUAAUUGUAACAUUUACAUUUGAACGUUUUAUUGCUGUGUGUAUGCCAUUACGGCGGCGUAACCUGGGAUCCCUAAAGGAGACACACAGAAUAAUUACAUUACUGAUUGGUCUCUCGGGCGUAAUUGCUAUAUACAAGCCUGUAACAAGUGAGGUGCGGGCACUAAAUAACCGGACCAUAUGUACUAGUAUAGAAAAAUUUGAAUAUGAAGUUUUCAUUAUGGACAGCGUGUAUGCUUUGAUUAUUACACUUGUACCUUUCAUUAUAAUAUCGACACUGAACAUUUUAAUUAUCCGAAAGCUUCUUAACCGAAAGAUGAAAAACAAGUACAAUCUUGUUACAGAGGAAAAUUCUAUACGAUUGGAUUUCACAUUUAUUUUGUUAGCUAUUUCCGCUUUCUUUAUUGCGUUGAACUUACCAUUUUUCUCCAUGUGGGUAAAGCAAUCUUUGCAGUCACGUUCAUUGCACUCAACAUUAGACCACACGGAUCACGUUAAUUUUGAAUAUUGGCAAGGAGUUAUGAAAAUAACAAGGACAAUUGUGUACGUUAACUAUUGCAUCAACUUUUUCCUUUACAGUAUUACAGGAGCUUGUUUUCGAAGACAAUUAAAGGCUCUUUUCACCCGAUCACAUGAUUCUAAAAGGGCAUCGUAUCAAUAUAAACUCACUGGAAAUGGCACCCAAUGUACGAAUGUAAAGAACAGAAAUACGUGGAUAUAACAAACAUGUUGAACGUUUCCACUUCUUGUUCAUAACGACAGUGCGUUAAAGCAAACAAUAGUGACUGUUUUAUGAAUUGCAUCAUCAACACAUACACUGUUUGUAUCAUUAGCUUUUUUGCAGCUUGGAGCCGUGAUGUUGUUUUGCUUUGUGUUACAAUGAACCAAAUACGUGUUUGUUGAGCUUUGCGCUGUGUUUUCUAACUCAAACGACAAUGCAAUAGUUUAAACAAACAUCAGAAACAUAAGCAACAAAAUAUCGAGUCAUUUAACUGGAUAAGGAGAACGAAUUCCUUUUAAAUAAUACUAUAUGAUUUCUUAUGAUUAAUAUAUAGAAACAUUCCAAUAGGGUUCAAGUGUUUGAUGCUUAUUAACGUUUCCAAUUAAAAAAUAAGUAAAUAUGAAAUUUUAACAAAGGGAUAUUUGCAGUUUUGUAAUUGUUUAACGAUUAAUGAUACCUAAUAAUUUAUCAUGCUAAUAAAUAUUUAAACUUUACACGUUCUUGUAGAAAUGA